AUGAAGCCAGGCAGUCGCGUGAGGCCUGCAGCCCUGGUGGCAGCUCUGGUCCUCCUCCUCUGGGAAGCACGGAGUCCUGACCCAGAAGCAUUUGCCUGUGCAGGCAAGGAGAGAGCUGGUUGUGCAACUGAGACAGCGGAGGAUACGUCCGGAGUUGGUCGCCGCGGACUUAUGGCGGCCAUGCCAGCAGGGCUGGCUGCAGCCAGCCCUGCAGUUGCAGACGAUUCCAAGGUUGAAUGGAAAAAGCUGAGGGACAUCCAGUAUAUUGCAGCGCUGGCCAAUCCGACGGCCAGUUCUGGAGCAGGAGCAGAGCAGUGGGGCUUGUGGAGAAAAGAUCCAGGCCCUCGUGGUGUGCGGCUGUAUAAUUAUGACAAACUCAUGGCUCGUGGAGGCGUUGCCCCAGCGCAAUGGCAAUUUGACAAGAAUGACUGGUGGCUUGAGGAGCAUGGCUUGAUCAUGGAGAAGCCCGAGUUCCCAUUGCCUCCAGGAAAAUACUUGGUGACCGGUGACCGAGAAGUCACUACCACAUUGACAGUUUCAGAGAAGGAUGCAAGCGGGGCGCAGAAGUGGAGCCUUGGAAAGGGCACACUCUACGACGUGACCCACUUGCCUUGCAGGUCGGCGCGCUACACUCCUGCUGGUGGCACGUGCCAGCCCACAAACGAGUUGGAGUUGGAGUUUCCUGUCCGACCAGGUGCCGUGAUGCCGCCGCAAGCCGGUUGCAACAAACAAGACUAUGCUGUCCUUUUCGUUCUUGCCGUUGCUCCUUUCGAGGAUCUAGACUUUCCUGCCGAGUCGAAAUCCAUCUGUGGUCGUGAAGAGGAGUCAGCGCAAUCGCCGCAUGAACCUCCUCGAUGCCGUUGCGGUCAGACUUCCAAAAAGUCAGAGGUGCGCAAAGAUGGGCCAACAAAGGGACGGCCGUAUUGGCACUGCGAGAAACGUCGUUGCGGCUUCUUUGCUUGGGCCGACUCCGAAAAUCGGCGUCGCGAAAAGAUAUGGUGGCAACGCUUUCCGGAGUUCAUGGUCGUUAGUGACUUCGGUUUCCGAGCGGAGGACUUGCGGCAGGGUGGCGUUGGCGACUGCUGGUUCAUGUCCGCACUGGCCGUUGUGGCUGAGCGGCCGGACCUGAUCCUUCGGCUUUUUGGGGGCGAGACUGCCAGGAAUUCGGUCGGCUGCUACCAGGUGAACCUUUUCCUGGAUGGUGAGUGGAGAGCUGUCAACAUAGAUGAUCGCCUUCCCUGCACCGACCAGCAAAGGCGGCCAGAUGGAAGUGGAUUAGCUUUCAGCCGUGCAGACGGGCAGCAGCUAUGGACGCCUCUGCUUGAGAAAGCAUAUGCCAAGGCACAUGGCUCCUACAGAGCCAUCAGUGGCGGCGAGAUCGCCGAGGCUCUUUUGGAUCUCACCGGCUGUCCGACCGAGAGCAUUGACUUCGAUGAGCCUGGCUUUGAUCCACAGGAGCUCUGGGAGAGACUCGUAGACUUCAAGGCGAAGUCCUUCCCAAUGGGCUGCGCUACUGCCGGUAACCCCGAGCUACGGGAGGUCGGUCUUUGUGGCAACCAUGCUUACAGCAUCCUUGACGUGCGAGAGCUCUAUGACCAACGCUUCGUGGGCAAGGAGCUGGGGUACGGAGGAGCCCAGCAGGAUGGGCUGGUGCGCCUCCUUCGCAUACGAAAUCCGCACGGUAUGGGUGAGUGGAAUGGUGAGUGGAGUGACAGAUCCACUGAAUGGACUGACAGCCUCUCCAGUGCACUCGGAUGCACUGGUGUUGAUGAUGGCACAUUCUGGAUGGAUUAUACGCACUUCCUCAUGGGAUUCCAGGUUGUGGAUGUAUGUUUGGCCCAUCGUGGAUGGCACGCCGCCAGCUUUCCCAACGCCUUUUGCGCGAAGUCCUCCGGAAGCCGGAUAUGCAAGUACUUCUACGAGCUGCGCUGUGACACGGCUGCAACCCUUUACGCCAUGGCCCUGCAGCCGACGAAGCGAGGCUCCUGGUGCCGGGAAGAUCGCAAGAAGAGCUACAAACCAGGUGACAUCAGCUUGCUCGUGCUACGAAUUGGCACGGACCAGCAGUUCUCACAGGUGGUUGGAGGCAAUUUCUUCUGUGCUGACAUCAUGGCAAGACGAUGCGUGGAGGCUCGCUUGGAGAGCGGUCAGCGAUACUUGCUGGUCGCCUUCUCCUUCGGUGCAGGACCUGUUGCCCAUGGGGGAGAGGCGCGGACUUCCGCUCCGUUCAAGAUGCGGCUCUUCUCGUCGCAGCCACUAGGCGUGAAAGCUCUUGAGCCGGAGAAGAGGCCACAGCUAGCUGCAGCUGCGCUGACCGGCCUGCACGCCGCGUGCUUGACUCUGAAGUCAGUACCAGGCCGACGCUUCAGAAGGCUGGCGAGGCCUCUGUCAACAGGUCUGAGCUUAUUUCAGGUGACUGGUGAAGGUGCUGUCCUACUGUUACUGGCCAACGCCACAUCCUCUGACGUCACAGUGAAGAUCACUGCAGAGGUCAAAGUGAUGACCGCGCGCUGUUCAGAAGGUUUGCUAGCGGCUGCGCCCGGCCAAGAUCAAGACAAGAGUUCAGAGGUCACCUGCUUCAACUGCGGGAAGCCGGGCCAUAUCGCACGCGACUGCACUGGUCCCAGGCAGCGAGGAAUCAGAACGCCAUGGCGCUACCCUGCCAAGUGGCGACGGGUUUCGACAGCUUGCCGAGUUCCCUCAGCUAGUCAGCGGCUUGUUCUUGCGCUUGUUGGCAACGGGAUGCAGACCGAGAUUGGCGGUGUCGAGGUGCAGGUUGCGGACGGCAGUGAGGAUUGUCCAAUUGGCAAACGCAGAUCGCGCGGCCACAGGCAGCAGCAGCUCCAGAGCUACCUGCAGUCACCGUCCGCAGAAAAAGCGGAGCAGCCCCUGGAUGCCUUCGAGCCUCGAAAGCUAAUGCAAGGUCUGGUGGAGGAAGCGAUGGCAGCGCCAGUAGCUCCGGGCCAAAAGACGAUCGGCAGUGCUGUCGCAGAGGUGCUGGACUGGAUCUCCGAGGAGUCCCUUGCUCAAGCCGCCGCUGCAAGUCUCGAACAGAUGCGGAUGCAGGAGGAGCAGCAGCUUCAGCAGGCGUUGGCAGCUUCGAGAGGUGUUUCGGCGGUAGACAUACAGCCCGAGUCUGAAGACAGGUUGUUAGCUGCGGCCAUGGCUGCCUCUAAGGAGGCUCAGGUCAUCGAAACUUCUCGAAAAGAACUCCUUGCUGCAGAGGAAGCGGAGCUGCAGGCAGCCUUGCUUCUGUCUCGCGGGAUGCUCGCAGCACCGCAGCUUGUCGUGGACUCUUCUGAGGAGGAGACCUGCGAGGUGCCCCCGCUUCGCGAGACAAAGCGCCACAAGGCAGCCACCUGA
Molecule: messenger RNA, 3363 nt
Organism: Symbiodinium pilosum
Lineage: Eukaryota; Dinophyceae; Suessiales; Symbiodiniaceae
Source: the annotation of a GenBank genome assembly